ACAUUAACAUCGCACGACCUUCAUCGCCAUAUCUGUGGAAUCAUAUUGGCUUCCGUUCGUUACCCUUUCACAUCCAGCGACAAGCUCAAUAUGGCCGACCUGCCCCCUCCCGUCCAAGGACCUACCGCUAAAGAGAAGAAAUAUGACCGCCAGCUGCGGCUCUGGGGAGCAACGGGUCAACAAGCCCUCGAAAACUCCCACAUCCUUCUCAUGAACUCAGGACCAGGCGUUACAGGUCUCGAGACACUCAAGAACCUGGUGUUGCCGGGAAUUGGCCAAUUCACAAUUCAAGACUCAGCUGUGGUGUCGGAGGCAGAUUUGGGCGUAAGCUUCUUUCUGGAGGAGGAACACGUCGGAGGAUUUCGAGCAGAACAUUCGUGCAAUCUACUGAAAGAGCUGAACCCGGACGUCGAAGGACAUUAUAUCACAGAGCCUAUCGAGACAUUCGCAACCCAGCCAGAUGCCUUCAAACCAUACACACUCAUUCUCGUGACCGCACCUGUCCGCCCCGAGAUUCUUGCCAAACUCUCCGCACACGCAGAUGCAUCCCUCGUGCCGCUCUUCUACAUCCACUCCGUCGGAUUCUACUCACACUUCUCAAUACAUCUUCCUCCCGCAUAUCCUAUUGUAGACACGCAUCCUAGCCCCGAGACCACGACCGAUCUUCGACUUUUGAAGCCAUGGCCGGAGCUGCUGCAGUUUGCGGAAGAGAAGACGAGCAACCUUGACGCCAUGGCUCAUGACGACCAUGGCCACAUCCCAUACAUUGCUAUCCUGCUAUACUAUCUCGAACAGUGGAAGAAAGAGCAUGGCGGAAACCCACCACAGAACUACAAGGAGAAGACUGCAUUCAGAGACAUCGUGACAAAAGCUGCCCGGACCAAUAAUCCAGAAGGUGGAGAAGAGAACUUCGACGAGGCAGUGGGUGCAGUACUGAAAUCAUUAAAUCCGCCGGAACCAAGCAGCUCAGUGAAAGACUUGUUCAAAGAGAAGGAAUGCGUUGUGAUAAAACAAGACUCGCCCAGCUUCUGGGUCAUUGCGCAUGCCAUCGGUCUGUUCUACACCAAGUACGGAGUGCUGCCCGUUCCAGGGUCAGUUCCCGACAUGAAAGCUCGCUCCGCAGAUUAUGUUCAGUUACAAAACGUCUAUAAGAGCAAGGCCCGGAAAGAUUUCGCAGAAGUGCUGGAGAGCGUGCGAUUCGUAGAGCGAACUGCGAAUAGAAGUACCCAAAUCGAGGAGAAGGACGUGGAGGCAUUUUGCAAGAAUGCUGCACACAUCAAGUUGGUGCGUGGUCGACCGUUCCACGUUGUUCAACCAAACGAGUCGAUCAAAUGGGCGGACAGGGCAAAGGCUAUUGUCCAGAACUUGACGUUCCCGGACUCGCUUGUCCCACUAUAUAUCGCGUUCCUUGCCUGGGACAAGUUCGCAGCAACUCACGACCAGGACGGACUUGUAGGCGCUCAGCAGGUACCUGGAGAAACCGACGCAGAAACCGACGCAGGAAAGGUGACGGGCAUCGCUCUCAAGAUCACCGACGACCUCAUCAAAGAAGCUGUUGCCACGCUUGAAGAAGACGAACUAGAAACCAUCAAGUCGCAGGUCAGAGAAUUUGUAGAGGAGCUUGUCCGAGCCGGUGGCGGUGAGCUACACAAUAUUGCUGCUUUGACCGGCGGUUUGGUCUCACAGGAGGUUAUCAAGGUCAUUACGGAGCAGUAUGUACCAGUUGACAACACCUGCAUAUUCGACGGCGUGAAGAGCAAAACGGCUGUCAUUCGUGUCUGAGAGUAUGAAAGAACCAAUCAGGCUUGAUUCACCUCACCGCCAGUAGUAGAUCCAUUUGGCGGAGAACCAUUGGCCUCAUCCCUACGAGCAUUAUAUCCAAAAGUCAUGCAUGUAAAGACACAGCUAGAACAAUUUCAUGAAAGCAACCACGUAGCACCUGCAUGCAGUGGGUCAGAUUCACUUUCUCGUGCACUUUGCACUCCAAAACGAAAUGCAGCUGCAACACUAGAUAGAGGAAAUGAUUUCCAAGUAGUUGUGAGAAUCAUCGACAACCUCACACACUAAACUCAG
Molecule: messenger RNA, 2073 nt
Organism: Aaosphaeria arxii CBS 175.79
Lineage: Eukaryota; Fungi; Ascomycota; Dothideomycetes; Pleosporales
Product: NEDD8-activating enzyme E1 regulatory subunit
Exons: 5
Coding region: 91-1782 (563 amino acids)
Biological process (GO): protein neddylation
Cellular component (GO): cytoplasm
Molecular function (GO): NEDD8 activating enzyme activity
Source: RefSeq, a predicted model, not a curated record